AUGAAUACCCAAAAGGAUCACCCCCAAAUCGAAGAAAAGAGCGAUGUAGACCCCGAUCUCCCCAAAGAUCGCUUCUACGUCAACUACAUCCUCUUCUUCUUGAUUGGUCUCGUACAUUCUUUACCGGCGACUUUUUUCACUACUGCGACGAACUUCUGGAUGUACAAGUUCCGAAACACAACUAUAGACACGACGGACUCGGAAUUUAGGACCGAUCUUCAAGCACAAUUCAGUUCGUCUCUAAAAGUCGUACAACCAAUUUCUAGUUUGGCGUUCCAACUCUUGACGGUGUACUACGGACGGUACUUUAAAGUACGAUCCAGGAAAUUCUUCAUUUUGAUUGUUAACAUGUUGCUGUGUAUCUUGACCAUGGCGUUCGUGAGGGUCGAUACUGAUUCAUGGCAAGAGGGUUUUUUCGCGAUGGCGAUGGCUAUAACAGCAGGAAUGAAUGCAAUGACUGGUAUUUUCUCUGUUACUAUGUACACAGCUUGUGCCUUUUUUCCUCAUAGUUACAUAGGGGCGUACAUCAUCGGUGAAGGUCUAGCGUCUAUAUUUACAGCAGUGGCACAAAUGAUCUCUUUAGCGUUUGAUCUGUCAAGUCAAGAUAGCGCCUUAGUCAACCAGAAGAAACAAAUUCUAUGUGUACCAUAUGAACAGAAUCCAAGAACGUACCGACAGGAUUAUUAA
This is a messenger RNA of Zophobas morio, 687 nucleotides long. Its product is annotated as equilibrative nucleoside transporter 3-like. Bases 1 to 687 code for a protein of 228 amino acids. The record is from RefSeq and is a predicted model, not a curated record. Gene Ontology annotation, cellular component: plasma membrane. Gene Ontology annotation, molecular function: nucleoside transmembrane transporter activity. Gene Ontology annotation, biological process: nucleoside transmembrane transport. The transcript has 5 exons. NCBI's taxonomy places the organism in Eukaryota, Metazoa, Arthropoda, Insecta, Coleoptera, Tenebrionidae.